Molecule: messenger RNA, 954 nt
Organism: Striga hermonthica
Lineage: Eukaryota; Viridiplantae; Streptophyta; Magnoliopsida; Lamiales; Orobanchaceae
Source: the annotation of a GenBank genome assembly
AUGGCCAAAGCAAGAGAGAGAACUGAGGAUUUUAGGGAUGCCGUGCGUCGAGCAGCACUGAAUUUGGGAUACAGUGAGUCCAAAACCGCAGCAGUGAUGGCUUCUUUUAUCAUGCAUAAAAGUAGGAAAAGAUCGUCCUUCAGCAAAGCUGCAUUAACAACGCUUGACAGUAUUGGAGCUUUAGAGAAGUUCCUCAUGAAGCAUAAGAAGGAUUAUGUAGAUUCACACCGUACCACUGAACAAGAGAGAGAUAGCAUUGAGCAUGAGGUUACAGUUUUUAUCAAAGCAUGCAAGGAUCAAAUAGAUGUUCUCAAAAAUAGUAUAAAUGAUGAGGAGGCAAAUUCAAAGGGAUGGCUUGGUCUAAGAAAUGACAAUAUAAAUGCUGAUACGGUAGCACACAAACAUGGAGUGGUCCUGAUUCUAAGUGAAAAGCUUCAUUCAGUGACAUCACAAUUUGAUCAGCUUAGAGCUUUACGCUUCCAGGAUGCCAUCAACAGGGUGGCCCCACAAAGAAAACCUAAGCAGAAACGCACUUCAGAUUUUUCCGGGAGUUCAGCUUCUGGAAAUGCGGAUCUCGAGGAAGCAAACAGUUCGAGAGCCGAGCAGGCAGACAAUGUCCAAGCAGAGCCCAUCAGAUUCCAGCAGCAGCUGUUGGAUGACGAGACUCGGGCCCUUCAGGUGGAGCUGUCCAGCAUGUUGGAUGCCGUUCAGGAGACUGAGACAAAGAUGGUCGAGAUGUCUGCCCUCAACCAUCUCAUGUCGACUCAUGUCCUUCAGCAAGCACAGCAAAUUGAGUAUUUGUACGAGCAGGCUGUUGAAGCAACGAAGAACGUGGAGCUGGGUAAUAAAGAGUUGUCACAAGCAAUUCAACGGAAUAGCAGUAGCAGAACCUUUCUCUUGCUAUUUCUAUUUGUCUUGACAUUUUCGAUUAUCUUUCUCGAUUGGUACAAUUAA